GUCGUGUGUGUGUGCGCGCGAGCGCGUGUGACUCUUUUCUCUUUGGAAGCAUCGCCAACCCUCUGCCUCCUCUCUCUUUCUCUCCCUCCUCAAACCUUUCCAUACUCGGCCUCUCCUCUACUCUGCCGUUUACCUUUUUCCUUCCAUCCUCAAUCGCAUCCCGUUGUUGUCUGUGGACCGGGGGUUGAUCUUGUGUGCGCGUGUGUGCUGUCAUCGUCAGUCGCCGUCGUCGUCGCCGUUCGCCUGGAUUUACACGUGAAACCCGAAGUCGGCCUGCUUGCUGCCUUUGCGCGCGAACCAACCCGCAACCGCAGCCAAUUCCCCCCCUUCGCCGUCGCACAAUCCUUUCGCGGCUCGUCGCAAUCGCACAAGAAGCGCGACGACCUUUGUUAGCAUACAGAGACCCAAGGGGUAGAGUCAAGACCCGUGGUUCCUCCCAAUCGCUCCGUUGCGACGCCGCCGCGACUCUCACACAGAGACACCCGCCGCCGCAAUGCCUCGGACAAGUGACGGCAACAAAAAGCCGCCCACGGCGGCCGUCAACCUCAUCGCCGGAGGUGGUGCCGGCAUGAUGGAGGCUCUCGUCUGCCACCCCCUCGACACAAUCAAGGUGCGCAUGCAGCUCUCGCGCCGCGCGCGGCAGCCCGGCGCCCCCAAGCGCGGCUUCGUCAAGACGGGCGUCGAGAUCGUCAAGAAGGAGACGCCCCUCGGCCUGUACAAGGGCCUCGGCGCCGUGCUCACCGGCAUCGUCCCCAAGAUGGCCAUCCGCUUCACCUCCUUCGAGUCCUACAAGCAGCUCCUCGCCGACAAGUCCACCGGCGUCGUCUCCGGCCAGGCCACCUUCUUCGCCGGCCUCGCCGCCGGCGUCACCGAGGCCGUCGCCGUCGUCACCCCCAUGGAGGUCAUCAAGAUCCGCCUCCAGGCCCAGCACCACUCCAUGGCCGACCCCCUCGACGUCCCCAAGUACCGCAACGCCGCCCACGCCCUCUACACCGUCGUCCGCGAGGAAGGCUUCGGCGCCCUGUACCGCGGCGUGAGCCUGACCGCCCUGCGACAGGGCAGCAACCAGGCCGUCAACUUUACCGCGUACAGCUACUUCAAGGAGUGGCUCAAGGAAUGGCAGCCCCAGUACGAAGGUGUCAACCUGCCCGGCUGGCAGACCACCCUCAUCGGCCUCGUCAGCGGUGCCAUGGGCCCCCUGAGCAACGCUCCCAUCGAUACCAUCAAGACGCGCCUGCAAAAGACGCCCGCCGAGCCUGGCGUCAGUGCCUGGACGAGGAUAGCCCGCAUCUCGGGCGACAUGUUCAAGCAAGAAGGCUUCCACGCUUUUUACAAGGGCAUCACGCCUCGCAUCAUGCGCGUCGCCCCCGGCCAGGCCGUCACCUUCACCGUCUACGAAUAUCUCAAGGAUAAGCUGGAACGCAGCAACAUCGCUUUCGUCGGUGGCCAGUUUGAGGAAUAGGUGGGGGCGUGUGUUGUUUUGCUGGAGCGUGGCAUUGCAUAAGACAAGAAGACUUAGGGUCAGCCCUGUGCAUUUCUCGUCGUCGCAGCGCGGCACCCGUCUGCAUGGUGUACUCAGUGUUUCAUAGACCUGGAACUUUUCAUUUGGUAGUGAGCAAUUCAUCAAUUCUGUGGCUUCG
Messenger RNA from Purpureocillium takamizusanense, 1640 nucleotides. RefSeq names its product Mitochondrial succinate-fumarate transporter (gene SFC1). The record is from RefSeq and is a predicted model, not a curated record. The transcript is spliced from 4 exons. Gene Ontology annotation, biological process: fumarate transport; succinate transport; transmembrane transport. Lineage: Eukaryota; Fungi; Ascomycota; Sordariomycetes; Hypocreales; Ophiocordycipitaceae. Bases 494 to 1462 code for a protein of 322 amino acids.